AUGGCACCGGCUGACGCACUACCCGCCCUUAUGGAGCAUGACGUCACCGUAGUGAACACAUUCCUUCAAGUUUCUGAUCGUCCACGUCCUCGAGGACAGCGCCUGCAGCGGGCUCAGACAGCACCCGUGGCUGCGCCCGACGAGGAGGAUCAGCUUGAGACCGAGGAGCCCCAAGCUGAAGAAGGCGAGGAAGAUCACUUUGAAGCCGCCCGGGACAUCCCAGAGCCCCGGGUUGAGAAGGAGGUUACUGAGGAUACCGAGGAAUCCUCAGAGGUCAAGCCGGUGAAAAUGAAUGCCAAGAAGCUCCAGAGUCUACGGACCCUGAAUCGAUUUGAAACACCGGACCCAUGGGAUCUAGAAGCAUUGUGCAAAAGUCUCGAUGAGUCUCCCGAGGAGCCAGCAUUGCCAGCAAAGUCGGCAUCCUCCUCGAAGCCCCGCUUGCUUCAUUCAGCAACUCCAGACCAGUGGGAAUGGGACGCCAUGGUCCAAGCAGAGAAGAUGACCAGCCAGAUCCAACAGCCCCAGCCAGGCCCAGCCCAUCCUCCCCCAGCAAUGGCCCAACCCAGUCAGGCACAGGCCUUCAACCACCCUCCGCAGCCCUGUGUGGCGCAGGCGGCCCCGGUCGUGUCGCUGCUGACGGUACCCGUGACACUCGCAAUGCCCGUGGCCUCUCCGGCGCAAGUGGUGCAGGCUGGCUGUGAGUAUCCUCGCCUGUUGGGUAGCAUGAGCCCUGCGUCCCAAGGCUCGCCAAAACCCACCUCCCCCAGCCAGUCCCCACGUGUCCGCCCUGGGACGCUGGAGACCACGCACCUGGACCAGAAUCGGGAGCUCGUGAAGUGGAAUGUGGAUGGUGCCAAGUUCGACUCCAACUCCGAGCGACUCUUGAGCCCAGAGUUCCAACUACGAUUUCCGGGGCACUCAGAGCCCUUUACCUUUCGCAUGGUCAUCAAUGCCACAGAGACGGGUGGAAAGCAUGGUGCCGGCUUUAAGAAGGCGAAGGGGCGGGGCAGCAUCCAACUCAAGUGCUCUUCGGCAGUGCCUUCAGAUGUGGACAGUGUCACGGCCCUGGUUUCCAUUGGAGAAGGAACUCGCAAGCAGAUUGGUCUUAAGCCCAUUGAGCACAAUUUUGGUGACAAAACAUGCUGCCAGCUUCGGAAUGGGGACGAAGCAGAUUGGGACUUCAAGCAAUCAGUCAGCAGAGAUGCCAAGAGUUGCGAGAUCUCAGUGGAGAUUCAUCUUUGA
Molecule: messenger RNA, 1242 nt
Organism: Symbiodinium pilosum
Lineage: Eukaryota; Dinophyceae; Suessiales; Symbiodiniaceae
Source: the annotation of a GenBank genome assembly